AUUAAAAUUUUACAAAAUCUUUUUUCUGGUGUGUAUGGUCGUUUAUAUAAUCUAUGUAAACCUAUUCAUUCUCGGUAUCAUAUUGCAAUGACAAAAGUUUUAGGAAAAUAUUGCAAUUCUAUUAUUGUGUCUACAAAUAAAGUAGCAAUACAAUGUAUCAAUUAUUUAAAGGAACAACAGAUAGGAUUUGAAACUUUUUUGCCAGUGGAAAAUUUAAAAGUAGAACCAAUAAAAGAAAUGCUACGUGGAAUUACCGAACCAAAAAAUGUAAAACUUUUAUAUGAUGUACUUAAGUUUGAACUUGUAGAAAUUAAUAAUGCUAUUUUAUUUGUAACUAAAAAUACCAUUGUUUGUGAAACAUCAGAAGAUGCGAGAAUGCUUGCAUAUGAAAUUAAUCCAUAUCAUAGAAUCAAUUGCGUUGCAUUAGAUGGAACUUAUUAUAAAAAAGAUGGUAUAAUUUCUGGAGGAGAAGUUGAACUAUUAAAAAAAGCUCAAAUAUGGAACGAGCAAAAUUUAAUCCAAUUAAAAUCAAAAAAGGUAAUAUUAAUGGAGCAAUUAAGAGAAAAAAAUAAAAUUUCUCAAAGUGAAUCUGAAAUAAAUACUUUAAAUAUACAAAUUAAGAGUUUCACAAGUAGAAUAAACUAUUCCACAUCUGAUUUAAACGAUCAUGAGCAAACAAAAAGAAAAUUGGAAUUAGAAGAGCAAUAUAAUCGUAUUCAAAAUUUAUUGGAUUUUGAGAUAAAUCGAGAUACAGAAAUAAAAACUACCAAUUUAAAAUCUCAACCUUAA
Messenger RNA from Apis mellifera (honey bee), 789 nucleotides. Its product is annotated as structural maintenance of chromosomes protein 1A-like. Bases 88 to 789 code for a protein of 233 amino acids. Gene Ontology annotation, molecular function: protein binding; DNA binding; ATP binding. The record is from RefSeq and is a predicted model, not a curated record. Gene Ontology annotation, biological process: sister chromatid cohesion. Lineage: Eukaryota; Metazoa; Arthropoda; Insecta; Hymenoptera; Apidae. Gene Ontology annotation, cellular component: cohesin complex; nucleus; chromosome. The transcript is spliced from 7 exons.